GUCGUGGAACUUUUGGUAGAUGUGUCCUAGUGCGUUCUAAGAUAGAUACAUCACAAUUAUUUGUCAUAAAAGAAAUUGACCUUUCAAAACUUAAAAGUGCAAAGGAUCGUAUGGAUGCACGACGUGAAGUUGAUUUGUUAAAACAGUUAGAUUGGCCAGGAAUU
Messenger RNA from Scutellospora calospora, 164 nucleotides. Lineage: Eukaryota; Fungi; Glomeromycota; Glomeromycetes; Diversisporales; Gigasporaceae. The record is from the annotation of a GenBank genome assembly.